GUUCUAAAAGAAUCUGGCCGUAAGCCUUCCAAGAAUAAGCCUUCUCCUUUUAUAACUUUCGCUCCGCUUCAGCUUACGGCUGAGAUUCACAAAAAUUUGCAAAAACAGCCAACAUAUCAUCUGCUUUCAAUCAUCUCUCGUCUCAUGCAACGUUCCACCUCGAAAGUCUACUUCGGUUCCGUUUACGCUACUCGUCGCGACCUUGCACCAGAGACAACCAUACGUGCAGUUGGUUCUUUUCGUGCCGACUAUGCAGCCAAGGCCCUAGUUUCCCGUGGAUGCACUGUAUCCGAUCAGCUCCUUCUAAACAACUUCAAGGUGGAGUCAGAAGAUGAGUUGGUGGACAACCAUAUAUUCUUCGAUAGAGUACGAUGGUGCAUGAAGGUAAAACUGUCAUUCUACGAAUGUGAUAAUAUCGAAUUUAGAGGAGUUGUUAAGGAAUGCGAUCGUGCUUGUGAAGAGGCGUUAGAGAAUUUAUUGUGUGCGAUAGAUGAAAGGAGAAUCAUGGAUCUUCUCAGGGCUUUCCACCAAAUGUAU
Ostertagia ostertagi is the source of this 537-nucleotide messenger RNA. Lineage: Eukaryota; Metazoa; Nematoda; Chromadorea; Rhabditida; Trichostrongylidae. The record is from the annotation of a GenBank genome assembly.